UCCAGGUCACGCACCUCUGAAGACAUACCUGGGCGGGAAAUAAUGGCGGACUGUGUUUUUCGCCUGGGGGAUGGGGUAUAGUGGUGGUUUCAGGUUUCCCUGGGAUCGGAUUCAUCACAUUUUCUAAUAUCAUGUCAUGCGGAGGGUCCGAAGCAAUACACGUCGCAAAUAUGUCAGGAGAAGUCAAGAGUGGCUACAUGAAAAAAUACACCGGCUUUAUGUUCAAGAGCUGGAAGCAGAGAUAUGUGACGAUCUAUGCAGACGGCCAGCUGGCGAUAUUCGAGGCUCCCGGCUCGGCUGAGGGGGAGGUGGUGGCGAUGAGGAGGGACUGCAGAAGUCUGCAGCCCCAAACAUCGCCAGGUAGUCCACCGGGGUACCCGGGACCUCCUCCACAGAUGCGAGCAGCUGGACCACCUCCUCCCGGCGCCUACCCACAAGCACCACCUGGAGCAUAUCCACCUCAGCAAGGACCGUACCCGCAGGGUGCACCCUACCCGCAAGGAGCUCCCUACCCACAGGGACCUCCCCCGCCCCGAGCGGCACCCUACCCCCAGGGACCUCCCCCACCGCAGGGGGCACCCUACCCGCAGAGGUACCAGAGACCUCCCCAGCCCAUGGGAGGAGGCGGUUACCCCCGUCAGCAGGGCGGGCCGGUGUACAGUCAGCAGCCGGCCGGCGGGCAGACCGUGGUCGUGAACCAGCAGCGGGACCGGGGCGGCGACAUGGCCACGGGCAUGCUGAUCGGGGCUGCCGCCGGGUACGGGAUGAGCCGCAUGGGCGGCUACGGGUACGGGCGGGGGUGGGGGCAUGGGUACGGGGGGCACAGUGAGCACUACGAGGAUAACGACACCUACGAGCACAACGAAACAAACAUCACCGAGAACCACUAUCAUUACUACGGUGACCAGGAACAGGGAGGUUAUGACCAGGGUGGAGGUUAUGAUGAUGGUGGAGGUGGUUUUGAUGACGGUGGAGGUUUUGAUGACGGAGGUGGGUUUGAUGACGGAGGGUUUGACGGUGGAGACUUUGGGGACUGUGGUGACUAGUGAAAUGUCAGUCUUCUGUUUCCUAUUAAUUGUGGAUAGCAAGAUCAAAGCUCUAAAAGGUCAGCACAGUCCAAAUGUGUGUAUUGUUAGACUUCUAGAUAUGAAAAUGGACCUGUAGUCUUUAUACAAUUUGUACAUACAUAAGACUAUUGUCUAUAUGCAGUAUGUUUCAACACUGUCUCACAUCAAUUCUGUUUUAUUAUAGAACUGAACAUUUCAUAUCCUAUAGAUACAAGUUACCUGUAUAUUUGACGACCCACCUUUGUUUGUAAUAUUGUAUUGUAUGUUAUAUAAAUGUUUAUUUCUUAUCUACUGUAGUUCUGCAGGUUUUAUUGCAACAUAAAACAGUAAUUCCUUGUGUCCAUACAGUACCAACAAAGAAAUGUCAUUAAAAUGCAGUCUAAAUCUGUCAAUAUCAAAAAUUAUAUUCUCUUCAGUGCCUUCAGCUUUGACAGAGAGCUAAUAAAGAUACUGAUGAACACUAUAGUAAUUGUUUUGUGUCACCAAGUCCUGGUAUGUGUCUUCAGUAUUAAUCUCCAAGCAGAUAUUUUGGUGGGGGUAAGACAGUAUCAAAUUGGCCAGUCUGUAACCAUUUCUGUGUCCAUUUCUGUUGGUGGUGGUAGUGACAAAAAAAGGCCAUGUAUAAAAAGCAAACAAUCUUCCACCAUCAACCUCUGCUUGGAGAGUAUUCAGUA
This is a messenger RNA of Branchiostoma belcheri (Belcher's lancelet), 1741 nucleotides long. RefSeq names its product proline-rich protein HaeIII subfamily 1-like. The record is from RefSeq and is a predicted model, not a curated record. Lineage: Eukaryota; Metazoa; Chordata; Leptocardii; Amphioxiformes; Branchiostomatidae. Gene Ontology annotation, cellular component: membrane. Gene Ontology annotation, biological process: regulation of cell differentiation.